AUGCAGUGCCUCCUGCUCGCCCUGGGUCUGGCCCUCGUGUGUGGCGUCCGGGCCGCCACCGUCCCCCAGACCGCGGUGGACCUGGAUAUAAGACAGGUGGCCGGGACGUGGCACUCUGUGGCCAUGGCGGCCAGCGACAUCUCCCUCCUGGACUCGGAGAUCGCGCCUCUGAGAGUGUACGUCCAGGAGCUGAGACCCACCCCCCAGGGCAACCUGGAGAUCAUUCUGCACAAACGGGAAAACCAGGCAUGCAUCGAGGGGAGCAUCAUGGCCCAGAAGACUGAGGACCCAGCAGUGUUCAUGGUCAACUACCAGGGGGAAAGAAAGAUUACCGUGCUGGACACUGACUACACCCACUACAUGUUUUUCUGCAUGGAGGCCCCAGCGCCCGGCGCUGAGAGUGGCAUGGUGUGCCAGUACCUGGCCAGGACCCUGAAGGCGGACAACCAGGUCAUGGAGAAAUUCAACAAGGUCCUCCAGACUCUGCCCGUGCACAUCCGGCUCUUCUUCGACCCGACCCAGGUGGAAGGUGAUCACCUCCACACCCCGCACCCCUGCUUUCAUCCUGUAGCAGUGCCGCGUCUAGAUGAGCUCCUGCCCGACCCGUACCCGCCUGGGGGAAUGCUUUACACAGGACCCAGAGUCCCCGACAGAAGAGGCAGAGUGACGGGGGCAGCCGGGGGUCACCGGCAACGGGACGCAGGAGCAUCACAGCCCGACGGAGAGGAUGGCGAGCGGGCCCCGGGGACCUCCGUGACUGCAGCCCCGACCAAGCCACCUUCGGGCAAAGGAAAUUGCUCCGAUGACAGUCCCUGA
Hyaena hyaena (striped hyena) is the source of this 816-nucleotide messenger RNA. Its product is annotated as beta-lactoglobulin-2-like. Gene Ontology annotation, molecular function: small molecule binding. The transcript is spliced from 7 exons. The record is from RefSeq and is a predicted model, not a curated record. Lineage: Eukaryota; Metazoa; Chordata; Mammalia; Carnivora; Hyaenidae. Bases 1 to 816 code for a protein of 271 amino acids.